AUGCCUCCAAUCGCAUCCAGACCAUCGUUUCUCUCCUUCAUUGUCUUCGUCCUCACCAUCUUGCUGGGCCCAAUCCCAACCCUAACCCAAGCCGGAAAGCCCCACCACAUCAAUUUCCGAUCCCCAAACCUCUACCCAGAAGGCGUCACCUAUGACCCAUCCGCCCAGCACUUCAUUGUCGGCUCCCUCCACCAUCGCAUCAUAGUCUCCGUCUCCGACGCCGGCGUCGUCGACACCCUAAUCUCCGACCCUACCCUCCCCGAAAACGUCUCCGUUGUCGGCCUCACCGUCGACUCCGUCAACAACCGCCUCCUCGCCAAUAUUCACGCCCUGGCCCCGCUCCCCGAAUUCAACGCGCUCGCUGCCUACGACCUCCGCACGCGCCAACGCCUCUUCCUUUCCCGCCUCCCCUCGGAUGACGUCAGCGACGGGACACGUCAGAUCGCGAACGACGUCGCGGUGGACUUCAAGGGCAACGCCUACGUCACCAACUCGGCCGGCAACUUCAUCUGGAAGGUCAACGCCCAAGGGGAGGCCUCUAUCUUCUCCAAGUCUCGGGCGUUCACUGCGCAGCCCGUGGACCGAGACCUGCCGUAUAGUUUCUGCGGCCUAAACGGCGUCGCUUAUAACAGUAAGGGGUAUCUUUUGGUGGUGCAAUCGAAUACGGGCAAGAUGUUCAAGGUGGACGCGGAGGACGGGACGGCGAGGCUGGUGCUUCUGCCGGAGGACAUGCAUUUCGCCGACGGGAUCGCGAUCAGAAGCGACGGCGUCGUUUUGGUGGUGUCCCAUAAGACACUGUGGUUCUUGAAGAGCCAGGACAGUUGGGGGGAGGGUGCGGUUUAUGAUAAAAUUGACCUCGACGCCGAGGGUUUUCCUACUUCGGUGGCGGUCGGGGCGGAGGACAGGGUGUAUGUGCUGCGUGGGCACGUCAUGGAGGGUAUGACGGGAAAUGUGGAGAGGGAGGAGUUUAGCAUUGCGGAGGUGAGGUCGGUGAGGGAGAGCAAGGAAGACAGUGUCUGGAUUUUCGUUUUGAUCGGCCUGGGAUUAGCUUAUUUCUUGUUUUGGAGGUUUCAGAUGCGCCAGCUUGUUGGCAACUUGAACAAAAAGACCAAUUAG
Messenger RNA from Prunus armeniaca (apricot), 1116 nucleotides. Lineage: Eukaryota; Viridiplantae; Streptophyta; Magnoliopsida; Rosales; Rosaceae. The record is from the annotation of a GenBank genome assembly.